CGGUUGAAACAAGAACCUGUUCCAGUUAUUGGGAUUGCGAUGUAGUAUUAUUUGUUGAUGAAGUGGAGCAUGUAAAGUGUGUGUUUUAAAUGCAGAGUUUUUGUGUAUGUGCGUUUAAGAAGUUUUGGCAUUAGAUUAGUAAAAAUUCUUCGUUUUAAUACAUGUUCGUAAUUAAAAGAACUAAGUUAUUUCCUUCGAUGUAUAAAUAAUGUCUUCAUAACUUGGCAUUUUUUUUAAAUUCAACGGACUAUAAAUCAUGCAUAAUAGUUUAAUAUCAUUACAGCAGCUCGUGAAGACAUUAAAGGUUUUGAAUCGUCAACAAUGAGCUCGUCAGGAUUGUCCAAAACUGUUUUAUCAUCUCCAGGCCAGAGUGAGUCCCAGGCUUCAGAACUCAGCAGCAGUCUCACUUCAUCUUCAGCUGUUUUAAGUCGCCUUAAAUUUGAGCAUUCAGUUGAUCAGAGUCUGUCACAAUUAUCACGAGAUGGUCACAAUAAAAGACUGAAAAUGUUACGAAAGGAACUGGACUAUUUGCAUAUUACUGCCUGGAGGUAUCAGCCUAUUGACAAAUACAUUGGGCAAUAAGAUUUGUAACAAUGAUUUCAUUGUUGAAGAAAGCUGGUAGUUACAUUUUUGGCUUUGGGAGGUAUGAGCCAAAAGAUGAAACUGCUAUUGAUAUAGAUUGCAUCAUUGCUAACAUAGAAACUGAUGAGUCAGUUGGUGCUACAUCAGAAAUAACUUCAUUGAAGACAGAUGGAGUGAAUAUUUGUCAACAUUGUGUUGGUACAAUAACGUCACUGUAUACAGAUUAUGGUAUAAUUGAUGGAACUUUAUAUUUUGACCUUCGUGAUGCACCAGCAGAAAUGUUACGUGAAGGGCAUCGUGUAUCAUAUCUUGCCUUUCGUAGGAAAGAAAAUGAAGAGUGGAGGGUUCGAAAAAUUUUUUGCAUACAUGAUGAAAACUGGGAAAAGUACUACGAAGAUGAUGAUACUGUUAAGGUUUUAGAACCACAGUGUAAGGAUGUCAUGAAGAGAAACAUUGUUUGUCAGGUUAUUCAAAGAGAAGGACGAGAAGUGAUUCUUAUGCCUGGAAAUAUUCGCUGCAGUUUGGAUGAAGUGAUAGCUGAAUUCAUACCAUUAGAAGGUGACUGGGUGGUGAUUAAAGCUGAUGUUGAAGUGAAUGAAGACAUGUGUGAUUCUGGUGGAGAUGUGCUGGAUGUAGAGGAGAUAAGCCCACUCCGGUCUCGCAUAUUGACUGGUUGCAUAACACAUUGGAAUCAGAAUGGUGAAGGAGUUAUAGACCACAAUGUGUAUUUUAGUCAAGAUUCAUGUGAACCUGGAUACGUUCCUCACCUGGGAGAUAAUGUUGAAAUUAAAGCAAUUGAGAGUGAGCAAGGCAAACACAUGUGGCGUGCUUUGACCACUGUUCCUGAGUUUUCACAUAGUACAAGAACAAAAGCAGACCAAGGAUUUCAUGAUUCAGCUCAGAACUAUGACAAAUUGGAAAUCCUUCUUGAAGAAAAAAAGGGGAUUGUUGUUACAAAGUGUUUGAACUUUGGUGUGUUAAAUGUGGGUGAGGAAAGAGAACUGACAGCAGAAGUCACAAAUAAUGGAAUUUAUAGUCAGUUUUUUGUACGAGGAAAAUUUCAUUCUCGUCAUUCUGAAUCUCAGUUCAUCCUCCAUCAUCCAAGAGAUGGAGAAUCAUAUGAGAUUUAUCCUGGGCAGACAGUAAAUUUUCAUUUUGGUUGUAAAGGAAGGUUUAUUGGUAAUUCAUCUGAACUAUUUGUAUUUACCUUCAAGGGUUUCAAGAUCGGUCGUAACCUACAGGUGGACGUACGACAUCCAUUGCACACAUCCAUAGCACCAUCACAUUAUGAGAGGAGGUUUAAUCAUUAUGAUGCUCAACAGAAGGCUUACCAAACAAAGAAUACUGGAAUGUUGAUUUCUGGCGUGAGACCCAUUAAACCCCCUGCUUUUGUGCCUGUUCGACUGGGAUCAUUCCCAAUUCCAGAUAGACUGCGGCAGGCAGUAAUAGGAAAUUGUGGGCAGAAACGAAGCACUGAAGAUGUUAAAGUUGCUGUAGAAAAUGUUGUUCCAUGUCUCAUCUCAGAUCUGAAUGUGUCAAACUACACGGAUCGGUUCCACAUGCUCCUUUAUUUGGAGGAGAUUCAUGCUGUAUUAAAUAUGCAGAACUAUGACCUUGAAAGAGUUUGCUUCCGUAUAGCAGGACCUGGUGGGGAGUUUCUAGCACUUGAAGUUCCUGGUCUUGCUGAGAGAAGGCCAUCACUUCUCCUGGGUGACCGUGUUAUAGCUUCCAGUCCAGUUGCACAAGACAAUACAGAUUUCCAGUUUGAAGGCUUCAUUCACAAAGUGUUUAGUUCUGAAGUCUGGAUCAAGUUCAGUUCUAUUUUCCAUUCUUCAUACAACGGAAGCGAAUAUAAUGUUUCAUUUCACUUUUCCCGAACACCAAUGAGACGAUGUCAUGCAGCUGUGAACAUGGCACUGACACAUUUAGGGCCUCAGAUGCUGUUCCCUACAGCAGUGAAAGUUCAGCCACCGCAGUUACAUUUAGAAGAAGAGUCACUGACUUGUACAUCAGGUGGGCAUGUCAGCUCAGAAGACAUGAAGCAUUAUGCAACAUCAAACAAGUGUUCUCCUGAGUCAUCACCUUCUGAGGGAUGGAAGAGCACACCAAGGGUACCAGUUGUUCAACGGUUGUUUGGGAAACACAGUAACAAUAAGGACUGCCAAAUACAUUCUUGUUUUUCUGAAACAUCAGUUAAGUACAACACAAGUGCUUUACACACCAACUUUAAAAUGUCAAAAAAGGAACAGUCUAGAGACUUGAAACAAUAUGUUAAAUAUGAAGAAACUACAAAACCUCAAUUGCUAAAAACUGGUAUAGUGAAGGAAACAAAAAUUCUGAAUCAGCAGAAAAAGAAAGUAAAAUGGUUUAACAAUCAGCUGAAUUUUUAUCAAAAGGAAGCAGUAUGCAACAUAUUGAAAGGAGAGGCUCGGCCUUUACCAUACAUUAUUUUUGGACCACCAGGGACUGGAAAAACAAUAACACUUGUUGAAGCUGUCCUUCAGAUAUUAAACCUUCUCCCAGACAGCAGGUUGUUGGUAGCAACUCCUUCCAACAGUUCAGCAGACUUGAUUGCUGAACGUUUAUUAGACUCUGGACAUCUAAUACCGGGGGAUUUGGUGCGUCUUGUGGGCUAUCAUUGUAUAGAAGAAGGGAAAUUGCCAGAGAAAUUGGUACCAUAUUGUACCACUGGAGAUAUCAGAUCGAUGGGUGAUGAUGCCAACAAACCAGUUAUAUUGGGUGAGCCCCUGAAGACUUCAUCCAAUGCCCAGACACUGGGAAGACACAGGAUCACUGUCGGUACUUGCAUUGCUCUUGGACAGCUGUACAAAAUGGGGUUUACACGAGGACAUUUCACACAUGUCUUUGUUGAUGAAGCAGGACAAGCAACUGAACCUGAGAUAUUAGUGCCUUUGGAUUUCAUCCACACCAGCUCUGGACAAGUGGUACUUGCUGGAGACCCACUUCAGCUUGGACCUGUUAUCUUGUCUCCUCUUGCUUCCAGCAUGGGUCUGGCUGAAUCAUUUCUGUCUCGUCUGCUUCAGCACUUUCCAUAUCAGCGAGAUGCACAAGGAUUUCCACAUAAUGGAGGCUAUAAUCCUCGUCUUAUAACGAGAUUAUCCUUAAAUUAUCGCUCAGUGCCAGAGAUCCUCCAUCUGCCAAAUUCAUUGUUCUAUGAUUCAUACCUCCAGCCUCAGGUUUCACAAACCACUGGUCCAGAGGCUGAUCUACUGGCAUCUUUGGCAUCCAAGCUGCCUGAGCAGAGCAAAGAAGAUGGUGGUCCACCAGCCCUAGUUUUUCAUGGAAUUAGAGGAGAAAAUUAUCAGGAAAAGGAGAGUCCCUCAUGGUACAACCCACAGGAGGUAGUGCAAGCCGUGUCUUACCUCAACAUGCUGUAUGGUGCGGGGCUGACCCCAGAUGAUGUGGGCAUCAUUACACCUUACAAAAAACAGGUACAGAAAAUUUGUGCCCUCCUCAAAGAGCUUCAAGUGCCCAUUCCUAAGAUUGGAUCUGUGGAGGAGUUUCAAGGACAAGAAAGGAAAGUGAUCAUCAUGUCUGCUGUUCGCAGCAAUCCCACAUUGCUAACAACUGAUAUUCAUCAUUCACUAGGAUUUGUUUCCUCCCCAAAACGACUGAACGUUGCCUUAACCCGUGCACGUGCUUUGCUCAUCAUUCUGGGCAACCCACACCUUCUGUCUCAGGACCCUUACUGGAGAAGUGUGCUCAGCUACUGCAUCGAGCGAGGUGGCUACACAGGUUGUGACCUGCCCAUUGACUGCAGUUCCAUUACUCUGGAUGACAGUAUAUGAGGCAUUGGGCAACAUCUUUUGAUGUUAUGGUCUACCGCAAUUUUCGGCAUAUCUUACCUGCUGGAUAACCUUCACCAAAUCUUUGAGAGCACUGCGCCUAGACCGAGUGAUGAUAACAGCAGUGGCCAAAUAUCGUAAGAUAUGAGGACACAUGGUCUGGAUUGCAUUCAGGUAUCUACAAACCCAAAGACCAUGUCUAACUCUAACAAUGAUUAUCAGAAUAGUUUGUGUUUGAACAAAAAUUAAGAAGUUGUAUGUCAAUAUCAGAACAAAUAUACAAGAAUGUUAGUA
Molecule: messenger RNA, 4682 nt
Organism: Zootermopsis nevadensis
Lineage: Eukaryota; Metazoa; Arthropoda; Insecta; Blattodea; Termopsidae
Gene: armi
Product: probable RNA helicase armitage
Molecular function (GO): helicase activity
Source: RefSeq, a predicted model, not a curated record